AUGCCUCUUCGAAAUGACCAGCGCAUCCCCUCUGGGACCCCUCGCCCACUGGUUCCAGGAGAAACCCGUCUCUACUCUUACUUCGAACCUUCUCUCACCGAUGGCCUUCAUUAUAUUAAAGUUAGCCAAAUAAUUGAGGCACCAGCAGACCCCAAUGAGUCUGAUCAAAAUACUCAAAAAGACGCAACUGAGGCCACUGAGCAGGCAUUCAUUGCUGUUGCUUCUCAAUUCUCUCUUCAGCCAGGAGCCGUUGACUCAGUCUUCCCCACGCCUGGGACACGCGCAGAACAUACAAUUCUGCCUCACAUUGUUCUAACCGACCCGCAUUUGCCAUGGAAUAGAAGCCCAUCAAUAGUACAUCUUCCUCCCCACAAGGACAAGGAAACGGAUCAAAGUCGGACAACAUGGCUUGCGUUAAUGGUGUUUUCGGUGGAAGAGCUUCAAAUGGACAAACCUGACAUUGAUAAUGUCAUGCGCUAUCUGCCUGAGAAUUUAAAGCGCGAACAGAGCGAGACGGGUGCUCUGCGGAUGAUUGCUCGUGAUAUGCCCAAGUUGAAUGGAGUGAUAAACGCGACCGCUUUUAACAAUACUUUAGAUGCAAAAGAAGCGACCGAGACUACUGAUGUGGUCGUAUUGCCAGGCCAGCUAUUUAAAGCUUUAUUCACCGAGCCAGGUGGCGAUGCUAGCAAGCUCAAUGUGGCCUCUUAUAAGCACAUGGCUCAUGUAAGACAUAUAGCAACAGACGGCAUGGCAAAUGCUGGUUCCAAAGACGGUGAUGCACUGUUCAGUAUUGUCAUCAGCCGUCGUACCGGUCCAAUUGACUCAGAUCUACCCACGUUGAUGGCUGUUCACCUCUUAUCCCUUGUCUUUGACGAGAAUAUGCCAUUUUCUACAGCCAACGAUCGUGUAGCUAUGACUAGUCUUCAUAGCUGGACCUACACCUGUCUUCCAUCAAAGAAUGUAGCCGGUACAUCUGACCUCUUGACAAACCUAGGGCAAAAUUUGAACAUUCUGCGCACUGGAGACAAUGUUAAGCCAUUUGCCUCUGGAGACGAUUCCAGAGAUGUAUCCCUCGCAGAUAUUAUUGAAGCGCGGCAGGUUGAAGGAUACACUCUCCUUCGCUCUCGUACAGUUACUGGCGAAGUGACCGCUGCGUUAUUUCGCGGGCCUCUUGUGCCAAGGCGAGUCGAGCGUCCGUUACGAGAUGGACUUACCAUGCAGUCAAAUUGCGGUAGUGAUCUGGCUAUUUUGGAUAAAAAGCUUGGUCUUAUGAAUAAAACCUAUUCGAGUGCCUGGCAGCUGGGCAAGACGCUGGCUUUGGCGGAUGAACGCUUCUGCUUUGCUCUUUCUCGAUUACGGAAUGCAGUUCGUGGCCGUGGUUUGGACCGUUCUAAACAUGAGAUUCAUGCUCCCUUUGGAGACGAUGGAUAUGGACCACCCUCAAAGACAGCAGACAGCAUGGUAGAACUGGUCAAAGGCCUCUGUGAUAUCAACGCCAACCAGCAUGCAUCUAGAGACCCUGAGAUAUCUCUCGCCCGAAACCGACGAUGCCAACAAGAUGGGGAGGAGAUAUCCCUCAACAGCAUUGAUAUGCUCUCACAAAACUCGACUCACAUCUCAGGCCGUAUAUCAUCUCACUCAAACGCAGAAGCUCUCAUGUUUGCCACGUCAGAUAAAAAGGGUGUCAUGUAUAACGAGCACACCAUAACUGCUAGUCCCGAUUACGUCUACAUAUACUCUUGGAUCCUCGACAAAGUGCAUCUUGCCAACGUGCCUGUUCAAUAUCUCAUACCGGAUCCUUCAUUCCUCCCACAGGAAACUCUCCGCUUCUUCUUCAUCGAUGAUAAUUGGAUUGACGCAUUGAUAGAUGGGGCUCUGAGUCUCGCAAACCACUGGGGACAUGGGACGGAUAGAGAUGAGCCGCGAAAUGCCAUCAAGCUUGCUAUUAAUGAGUGUCUUAGGACCCCAGAUGAGCCUCUUGGAGGCUGGCACGUUCCACUGCCUAGAUACGGGCUCCUCUUACGCAGUCAACUACUUGUCCAAUUGCCAGACAUUACAGUCGAAGCAGUCUUCUCAGAGACUCGAAGUGAACCGAUAUCAAAAAGCGGAGACGAAUUUAGAGUACAAGCCCCUAUAAAUACGCCUCCCAAACAACCAAUAUUAGUUCAGAAGCGUCUUGCUCCAGAUACCAUGUACUGUCUAUUCGAUGCCGCGCCACCAGAUCUGCGCCGAGUCAUCUUCAGAAUGCCUCCACAUCAACAGUGUUUCAAAAUUGGACAGAUAUUGACCAACAAAAAGCUAACGGUGCCGUGGAAGAAGCCUUACACGACAACGGAGAGGCCAAGCACUGCUCAACCAGGUGAUACACUUGGCUCUACUGAUUUUGACCCUACCGGCAAACCAGCGCCUAUUUUUGACUGGAAUCUACGCACGCUUAACCCAGAGUGCUUUGCAACAUUCCUCGUUGAUCAUGAGCGCGAAGGAAGAGAGAAGGAGUUCUCUGAUGAGGAACCAACUUCAGCGGUGCUCGGGCUGCAGCUGAGCAAUCCAAUCUUUGAGCUAGAUAUUGAUGAUAUAUCUUCUAAAUAG
Messenger RNA from Trichoderma asperellum CBS 433.97, 2589 nucleotides. RefSeq lists its product as uncharacterized. The record is from RefSeq and is a predicted model, not a curated record. NCBI's taxonomy places the organism in Eukaryota, Fungi, Ascomycota, Sordariomycetes, Hypocreales, Hypocreaceae.